UGUCGGAAAAAAUAUUUCUUUAUAAUUAUAGUUUUAUACAAAUAAUAUGUUAGCAACAUUUAUCAUGGACUAAGUUUUUGACAAAGGUUUUAUGGAUUAAAGUUUUGUCGACGAAAUGAAAGACGACUGGAUUUUAAAACGGUGUAUGGAGUACAUGCCUUCCUGAACUUUCUUACAGAUCGUUUGACUUGGCACGACUGUUCCUCCCGCGGGCCAGCAACACACACCAGAGCGCCGCAUGCGUCAGCACGUGUCCUCUGCCGGAGCUUGCACCGCAACGUGUCUCCGGACGUGUCACCUCCUUGGCUCCUUUAAAACAACGCCCGGUCUCUGCCUCUUCCCCCGUGCAAGCUCAUGAUCCUGAAGCAUAUCAACAAUUGCUAGUUCGUUGAUCCAAAUCCAAGACCUCACCUCAGCGCGCAGUCUCGCCGGCUACUCGUCGACGCCGUCGUCUAUGUCCAGGCUCAUGGCCGCCAUGCUGCUCGGGGGCGCGCGCGUCGCCGGCGCCGCCAAGCUCACCGGCAACACUGCCGUCAAGCAGGCUCUCCCCACGCCGGCGUGCUUCCUUCCUCCGCGCCCGCAGCCGGCGAGCUGGACCCGCCUCUGCUUGCAGGCUGCGCCAAGAUCGUCUCAGGCGUACGACAAUGCGCCGGAGGACAGGAGGGAGAUCAGGGACAAGUACAAGGACGCGGCGGAGAAGGCGAAGGACGCCACCGGCGACGCCAAGGAGCACGCCAAGAAGAUGGCCGGAGAGACGAAGGGCAGGGCGCAGGACACGGCAGGCCGCAUGGCGGACCAGGCGUCGGACACUGCGGAGAGGGCCAAGGAGCAGACGAAGGGCAUGGCGGAGGGCGCCGCGGACACGGCGUCCCGGGCGGCGGAGAAGGCGAAGCACGAGACGCGUGACGCGGCGCGGGAGGCCGCGGACAGGGCGGGGCACGUGAAGGAGCGGGCCAAGGAGGCGGGGCACGAGGCCGCGGAACGGGCGCAGGAGACGGCGAGGGCGGCCAAGGAGCGGACGGGUGAGGCGGCGGAGCGGGCCAAGGAGGUGGGGCAGGAGGCCGCGCACCGGGCGCAGGAGACGGCGAGGGCGGCCAAGGACCGGACGGGUGAGGCGGCGGAGCGGGCCAAGGAGGUGGGGCAGGAGGCCGCGCACCGGGCGCAGGAGACGGCGAGGGCGGCCAAGGACCGGACGGGCGAGGCGGCGGAGCGGGCCGUGGAGGGCACCGUGUCGGCCGGGGAGAAGGUGGUGGAGAUGACCAAGGAGGGCGCCGGGAAGGUGGCCGAGACGGCGCAGGCGAUCGGGGACAUGGCGAAGCAGGCGGCGCGGACCACCUGGGACGCGGCCAAGGAGACCGCGCACAGCGUCAAGGAGCGCGUGGUCCCCGACGAGGACGACGUGGACGCCGCCAUGAAGGAGCGGGACCGGAUCGCGCGGGAGAUGGACAGGGUGGAGCGGGAGCGCAACAAGAGGGAGGCCAGGGAGAAGGGCUCGGGAUUGCCGUAGACCGGACACCAAUUUCCAUCGCUGUCUCCAGAUGAAUUUUAAUCCGCUAGCUGGCUGAAUAAUGUUUUGCAAACCAUCGUGCGCGGCGCCAGUUUCGCUUGUAGUGUUGAAUCGUGUCGAAUCGAAUGGAAGCUCUGUAAUUUAAGGCAUACGAUUUGCUGAUACCGGCCUAGCAUCGCUGUUUACUGGAACAGAGACUUCCCAUCUUUUGGGGGGAGAAUUCUUCA
Sorghum bicolor (sorghum) is the source of this 1734-nucleotide messenger RNA. RefSeq names its product late embryogenesis abundant protein, group 3. The record is from RefSeq and is a predicted model, not a curated record. Bases 455 to 1507 code for a protein of 350 amino acids. The transcript has 2 exons. NCBI's taxonomy places the organism in Eukaryota, Viridiplantae, Streptophyta, Magnoliopsida, Poales, Poaceae.